UUGCUUUCAUUGAAUGAGGGGUGGACGGUCUAGGUGAAUGUGUAUACAUGUGCAUUGUGGGAUAUCAAAGAUGUCAGCCACCAUGGACAACCAACGGUCUGCUAACGUGGAAGUUAUUUUAAGCAUCCUCAAUUUUCUAUGCAUUGCACCAAAUAUUUUCGUUAAAGUACCUCAGAUGCGGAAUAUAGUCAAAACAGGAAGUGUCAGAGGGCUCAACCUCAAAGCCUUCAUGAUGGAGACCGUUGUUUACAUGGUUGGAAUGCUGUAUUAUUUCACCAAUGAUUUCCCAUUCCUGGCCUAUGCAGAGUACGUAGCUCUUGAAAUUCAAGCCCUGUUCAUGGUUCUGAUCUUCCUACACUAUGCAGAUGAUUUGGACGUCAGGAUAUUGCCAAUCGCUGCUUUAUUUUUUCUUGUGACGGCCAUCAUAGGGUCAGGUUCUAUGCCGGUGUCCAUUAUUUCUUUCCUCUUUUCAAUGAAUAUGCCUCUCCAAGCAGGCAGUAAACUGUUAGCACUCAACACCAUCUAUAGAGCAAAGAACUCAGGAUCAGCUAGCUUACUUAUGUGGUCUAUCUCAGGGCUUACAUCAACAGGUCGUAUAGCAACUACUCUCAUGACCAAACCUGACUUAUUAGUGCUCACCAACUUCACAGUGGCGGCAUGUCUAAGUUUCACCGUGUGCUGUGCAAUCAUCGUCUACCGUCCCAGCGAGAAGAAGUUUGAGUAGAUGGGAGACCCCUCGGACAUUCCAACCAAUCAUUCCGACCUAUCAAAGAAGCCCCGCGGGUGAAAUUUCGAUUAGCUAAAUCUUGUCAUUGGAAGUAUGUGUUCAGGUUUGUGUCACUUCUCUCCAGUAAUGUGCCUUAACACUGCAGCUGACAGUAUUAUAUCUCUACCCUACCAGGGGGUGUUUCACAAAGAUCCUAAGUUGAACUUAUCUCUAAGUUGGACUUAACAUUUAUAGAAAGCCGUU
Molecule: messenger RNA, 970 nt
Organism: Strongylocentrotus purpuratus (purple sea urchin)
Lineage: Eukaryota; Metazoa; Echinodermata; Echinoidea; Camarodonta; Strongylocentrotidae
Product: mannose-P-dolichol utilization defect 1 protein homolog 2
Exons: 7
Coding region: 38-724 (228 amino acids)
Source: RefSeq, a predicted model, not a curated record